Molecule: messenger RNA, 2428 nt
Organism: Antechinus flavipes (yellow-footed antechinus)
Lineage: Eukaryota; Metazoa; Chordata; Mammalia; Dasyuromorphia; Dasyuridae
Gene: METTL6
Product: methyltransferase 6, methylcytidine
Exons: 6
Coding region: 279-1172 (297 amino acids)
Source: RefSeq, a predicted model, not a curated record
CUACCGGAAGGGGGAGGAGAAGUGUCGUGACAAAAUCGUUCCGACCGAGACCCGUGGCUGAGGGCACUUCCGGUCCGCCCGCGGGGUGUUCUUCUCUGGGGGCGGGGCACGUGCCUUCUCCGCCGGCCCAGACCGCUCUGGACUCUCGAGUUCCUUUCUCGCCACUAGUCAGGGAGCUCCCGAGCUGGCUUGAGCUAUGGAAGCCUAUUCGGUUUCCUGAAAAUGAAUAUGGGCAAACAUAGUUAAAAGAAAUUCUCCUCAAAAAGGGCUGUGGGAAGAUGAGUUUGUCGGGGAAUGAGAAGCCUGAGGGCUCUUGGACAAGAUCGCAGUCGGCAAUGUCCAGCUGUGGAGAGGAUCCACUUGGUGAGAAAGGACAAGCCACCAGGCUUCUGGGUCCUGGAGAACCGGCCAAGCAAAAGGGCAGUGGUCCUGUAGUGUCUGCCUUUAAACAAGCCAAACUGGAAAAAGAGGCCCAGAAGAACUGGGACCUGUUUUACAAGAGAAAUAGUACCAAUUUCUUCAGAGAUAGACACUGGACCACCAGAGAGUUCGAGGAACUGAGGUCCUGUAGGGAGUUUGAUGAUCAGAAGUUGACUAUCCUUGAAGCUGGCUGUGGGGUUGGAAACUGUCUAUUCCCACUUCUAGAAGAAGAUCUAAACAUCUUUGCUUACGCCUGUGACUUCUCACCCCGGGCCAUCGAGUACGUUAAGCAAAACCCUCUGUAUGAUGCUGAGCGAUGUAAGGCGUUCCAUUGUGAUCUAACCCAAGAUGAUCUCCUGGAACAUGUCCCAGCAGCCUCUGUCGACGUGGUCACCUUGAUAUUUGUGCUUUCUGCUGUUCAUCCUGACAAGAUGCACCUGGUCUUGCAAAAUGUUUACAAGGUGUUAAAGCCAGGUAAAUGUGUCUUGUUUCGUGACUAUGGGAUGAACGAUCAUGCGAUGCUUCGGUUUAAAGCUGGCAACAAGCUGGGAGAAAAUUUUUACGUUAGACAAGAUGGCACCAGAGCGUAUUUCUUUACUGAUGGAUUCCUGGCUCAGCUCUUCAAGGCAACAGGAUAUGAAGAAGUGGUCAAUGAGUAUGUGCUCCGAGAAACUGUGAAUAAAAAAGAAGGCCUAUGUGUACCAAGAGUUUUUCUUCAGAGCAAAUUUCGGAAGCCUCCAAGAACACCGUAAUUCUCGCUAUUGUGGCUACAAGUCUUAGUCCUUCACAGAAUCAAACAACUUGGGGCAGAGGCUCACGGUUAAAAGUUAAUAGUUUAGUCACAAUUUAGGAAUCCAGUUUUUCAGGGGAUCUGCAAUCUCCCAGAUGGGGACCUUUCCUCCAAUGUGAGAGCACAGGCCAUCCACACCCCAUUCUCCCCAGUUCUUGUCCGGGUCCUCCCCAGGUGCUCUAUGGAGGUUCCCCAGCACCCACUGGAAGCCUUCUUGGGUCAGACUUCUUACCUUGUGUUGGGGAACUUUUCUCAAACAUAUUUCAGUACAUUUGGUCUUCUUUGUAAUCCUAUGCAUCUCAUGCAUUUAACAACAUGAUUCUGAGAACAGGUGUUCUAGGUUUCACAGACUCCCAGAGGGUCUGAGAUACAGACAGAGGUUUAGGACCCCUGCUCAGGGUUGCCCAUGGGGAUUUGGGAGCCCUCUCGGUCAUGCAACCGGCCUACCCCUUUGUUCAAGAACAUUCUAGGGGAUACCUUUCAUGACUAAUGGGCAGCAGCUUGAAAUUUUAGCCAAGUUAGCUCUCGGUCUUGUGCUCCCAUUUGUUGCCCUCCAUGUCUCCUAAGUUGACUCCAUGCAAGGAACCAUGAAGUCCUUCACUGGAGGGAGUCAUCAUGUGAUGCUGACCCACUGGCACGUUGGGUGUUGAACCCUCAGGCACGCAGGACCAUGUGCCAGCAGGAGAUACUAGUCGCCCUCCCAAGACUGAAGAGAGUGGGAGCCAAGUACCCCAGUCUUGUUUCAGUAAAUACAGUCGGGAGGUGUACACACACCAGGGGAAAUAGAAGAUGUGGCUCAUGGCUUUUGAGAUCCAGAAGGACAAGAUCUUGAUAUCUCUUGUCUAGCUGGACAGUACCUUGCUGCUAACUUGAUUUCCACGGUUGAACUAUUAGAAAAGUCUAGAGGAAGAUCCCAGUACAGCUUAAUUUUACCACAAAUGCAGAUUUCCCCAGCAGAUUAUGGAACUGUCCUUUGAGUAGAAGAGAACUUAAAGGACUGGAUUAUUAAAGAGUGUGGGGUUAACCUUGCCAUUUGAAGAGCAGUUGUUCUGUUCUUCACUGUCAGCUCCAGGCUCCCGAAUUCUGUUUGUCCUUGUGCACUAUGAUGUCCCAUAAAUGGUUAUUUUGGGAAUUAUUUUAAAACAAGCCAAGAGAAAAGUCGAAUUUAUAUUUUUAUUGAAAACAAAGACAUUUUUAAUAAAUUUAUUUUGUAAUCUU